GAUGAGGAACGCAGACGGCAGCAGCAGCUGGAAGAAAUGCGCAAACGAGAAGCUGAGGACAGGGCCAGGCAAGAAGAAGAGCGCCGACAGCAAGAGGAGGAGCGGACCAGGAGAGAGGCAGAAGAAAAGAGGCGGCAGGAAGAGGAGUAUUACAGUCGCUUAGAGGCCGAAAGGCGCAGGCAGCACGAUGAAGCAGAGCGACGAUUGCUGGAACCUGACGAGCCUGGAAUAAAUUCAUACACUGGAUCUACAGGAGCAGCUGUUGGAGCCCAUGAAGUUUAUCGAGAUCCAAGAGACAAAAGAUCUAAAAGUCAAGAUACAGAUUUACCUGGAGCACCAGAAAACUUGACAUUCAGGGAACGCCAGCGACUUUUUUCACAGGGUCAGGAUGUGUCCAAUAAAGUAAAAGCUUCUAGGAAAUUAAUGGAGCUGGAAAAUGAGUUGAACACAAAAUAAGAUUAAAGCACCUUAUCAGAUGUAACUGAAGAUCUCUAAACUGAGGGAUUGAGAUGGGGGGGCACACUACUAAUGAACAGAAAAUGAAUGUUUUCUGAAAGGAGCGACUUUGAUUCCUCUAUGUCUAAGACUGUUAAUUAAGAUUUAGAGAUGUUGCAAUAGCAAGAAAACUGAUUACUUUGCCAGGAGCUUGUGGUUUAUACAAUGAAAGCACUGUAAAAUUUUAAAGAUAUGAAUCACGUGAAGGUAACUUUUUCUUUCUGUUUUGGGGGUUAAGUUCUUGUGCACCAGACCAAGUAGCACUUGUCAAAGAUAAGUCCUGUUACCUGGUGUUUUACAGACACACUUUCGUUUUAGCUGCUGAGCAGAGAGAGUGAGAAUAGCUUGAACUGCCUAAAUGAAACUGUGCACUAGAAAUUAGUAUUUUAGGCUGUUUGGUAAGAAGACAGUAUCUGGGCCACCUUAAAUAAGACUUCAUAUGCAAGUUUGACAUACUGUAUGGUGUACAUACAAUGACCAGCAUAUCAAUACAGAUCUUACCCUUACUUAGUACUGGAAUGACACACAUUCUGUAGGUAAAACCUUGGAAUAAAAACAUUUCUAGUCCUCUGUUUUUGUUGGGUCUAAAAUGGUUGUGUAAGAAUGUACCUGUAGUUAUGGAAAAGUCUGUGUGUUAACGCAUCCCCACUGUAUGUGCUUC
Molecule: messenger RNA, 1156 nt
Organism: Mesitornis unicolor (brown roatelo)
Lineage: Eukaryota; Metazoa; Chordata; Aves; Mesitornithiformes; Mesitornithidae
Product: afadin-like
Exons: 4
Biological process (GO): regulation of protein localization
Cellular component (GO): adherens junction
Molecular function (GO): cell adhesion molecule binding
Source: RefSeq, a predicted model, not a curated record